Rotaria sp. Silwood1 is the source of this 324-nucleotide messenger RNA. NCBI's taxonomy places the organism in Eukaryota, Metazoa, Rotifera, Eurotatoria, Philodinida, Philodinidae. The record is from the annotation of a GenBank genome assembly.
AUGUUUACUAUGAGUUUAAUUAUUUUCGGUUAUUUCGCUUUAAAAUUCAUCAAGAGACAAAAUUCUGAAUCACAAUACUAUACGGAUGAUACUAUAAUUGAUACAAAUAGUAAUGAAUAUUAUGAUGGAAAUAACAGUGCUUAUAUUCAAAUACAAUACUUAUAUCAAAUUCGACCAAUUCUAACUUUUUCACAUAUUUAUUCAUCAAUUAAACACUCUUUGAUGGAUUUAUCUUAUUUUCUUAUACCAUCCAAAUGGUUACAUGUUCAACAUACAAAUAAUCAACAAAAUUCCGACAACAAAACAAUGGACUUACCAAUUUAA